GCUGCAGUAGCAGGUGACAGUCACUGCCCAACGAUCUUUCUCCUUCCCUUUCAUAAAGAUCCAAUCUUGAUUUUUCCCAGGAAAAUAUUUUCCAUCAAAAUCUACUUCGCCAUUUUCCAUGGCAAAUGCCUGGAAAAGAUACAAACCCCCUAGGCUUCUCUCCCCAAGACCCAUCCUCCUCCUCCUAUCCACCUCCCUCCUCCUCCUGCUCUUCUUCUUCCUCACCUCUCGCUCCUCAAACCCUAACCUCACUUACCCGUCUGUCAAAACCCUAAUACCUGUCCGCGCAAUUAACCCAUUUGACUGCUUCAAGUGCCCUCAGUCCCACCCCAUCAUCGCCAACGUCGUGGAAGGCCUGAAAUUCCCUUUUAUCUUCUCGCUCUCGGAUCUCGGAACCCUACCCGAUAAGCCCCACAAGAACAUUGUUCGGAUGCUCAAGGGCAAGCCCUUCCGGAAGCCUGACAUCUCCGUGACGAUUCAAGAGGUUUUAGAGAAGAUGAGGGGUGAGGGUAGAAAUGGGUUCGUGGUGGAUGUUGGGGCGAAUGUGGGGAUGGCAACUUUCGCCGCUGCCGUAAUGGGUUUUAGGGUUUUGGCAUUUGAGCCGGUUUUUGAGAAUUUGCAGAGGAUUUGCGAUGGGAUUUUCUUUAAUCGGCUUGGGGAUUCAGUUACUGUAUUUGAAGCAGCAGCCUCGGAUCGCCUUGGGAAUAUUACCUUCCAUAAGGUAUUGCACUGGAUUCAUUUUCUCUUCUUAAUUUCUAAGUUAUUUUUUUAUUUCUUUUUAUUCUUUUUUCUAAGAUUAUUUUUCUGGUGUUGAUAUUUCCCGGGAGCUUGUAAUGAUUAUUGUAUUGGAUUUACGUGAUGAUUAUUUGUUUGUUUGUAUGUGUUAACAAUGUUUUGAGAAAAUUUUCGGAAGUACUAAAAAAUGCUAUAUUUUUGUGUAUUGGUCUUAAUACAUCUCAACUUUCUGUAGUGUAAUCAAACUAUUCUUGUUUAGUAAUGGAUUUGGCAAUGAUGACUAUAUUAAAUUUGGCAGCAAAAUCUCUUUCUGAAUGAGCAA
This is a messenger RNA of Malania oleifera, 1057 nucleotides long. RefSeq lists its product as uncharacterized. The coding region runs from base 119 to 814 and encodes 231 amino acids. The transcript has a single exon. The record is from RefSeq and is a predicted model, not a curated record. NCBI's taxonomy places the organism in Eukaryota, Viridiplantae, Streptophyta, Magnoliopsida, Santalales, Ximeniaceae.